This is a messenger RNA of Leptosomus discolor (cuckoo roller), 735 nucleotides long. NCBI's taxonomy places the organism in Eukaryota, Metazoa, Chordata, Aves, Leptosomiformes, Leptosomidae. The record is from RefSeq and is a predicted model, not a curated record.
UCUCUCCCCACGGGGCUGGGUAAGACCUUCGUGGCCGCCGUCGUCAUGUACAACUUCUACCGCUGGUUCCCCUCCGGCAAGGUGCUUUUCCUCGCCCCCACCAAGCCGUUGGUGGCUCAGCAGAUGGAGGCCUGCGCCCGCGUGAUGGGCAUCCCGGCCCGGCACAUGGCGGAGAUGACAGGGGGAAUCCAAGCUCUCAGCCGGAGGGAACUGUGGACUACCAAGAGAGUCUUUUUCCUUACGCCCCAAAUAAUGGUGAAUGAUCUUUCUCGUGGGACAUGUCCUGCCGUAGAGAUUAAAUGUUUGGUUAUUGAUGAAGCCCACAAAGCCCUUGGAAAUCACGCCUACUGUCAGGUUGUACGGGAACUAAGCAAAUACACAGAUCAGUUUCGGGUCUUGGCCCUCAGUGCCACACCAGGCAGCGAUACAAAGGCUGUGCAGCAAGUUGUUUCCAACUUACUCAUUGCGCAGAUAGAGCUCUGCGCUGAAGAUUCUCCGGAAAUCCAACCUUAUUCUCAUGAGAGACAAGUGGAAAAAAUCGUUGUUCCGCUUGGUGAAGAUUUGGUAGGAAUGCAGAAUGCUUACAUCCAGAGAGGAAUGCAAGACGGGGCAGGUGCCUUCAUCUCCUUUGUUAAGGGUCCCUGUGGGCAGCAGCCACCGGAGGGCCCCCUGCUCACGCUCAAGCCCCAUGCCAGCCGGCGCUCUCGGAUCCUGCUGCUCAACGAGAGGCUUUAG